This is a messenger RNA of Cucumis melo (muskmelon), 1724 nucleotides long. RefSeq names its product probable GABA transporter 2. The coding region runs from base 288 to 1637 and encodes 449 amino acids. The transcript has 7 exons. The record is from RefSeq and is a predicted model, not a curated record. NCBI's taxonomy places the organism in Eukaryota, Viridiplantae, Streptophyta, Magnoliopsida, Cucurbitales, Cucurbitaceae. Gene Ontology annotation, cellular component: plasma membrane.
UUAAGAUGAAGAUGGAGAGGAAUAUUGAUGUGAAGAAAAAGAAUCGUCAAAGUUAUAAAUAAAAAACCAUAUUCUCAUCCAACACGUUCCAUCAAAACCCUGAGUCGCAAUAAAAUCAAUCCCCCCAUUCUUAAAAUCCCAUCAACAAUGUCUUCUCCAAAAUCAGCAUUUACUCAUCAAACUCCAUUUGCUUAAAUCCCACCGAUUUCCGCAACCACUCUCCUUUUUUCCUCUUCAAAACCCAAAACCCAUCAUCAUCAUCAUCAUUAUCUCUGUUUUCUUAAUCCAUGGCAGACCUUUCUCCGCCGGCUUCCUUUUCAAAGCUUUCUACCGACGCCGGAGCCGCUUUCGUCCUCGAAUCCAAAGGGCAGUGGUGGCAUGCCGGAUUCCACUUGACGACGGCGAUCGUAGGGCCGCCGAUUCUUACUCUGCCAUUUGCCUUUCGAGGAUUGGGCUGGGGAGUGGGAUUUUUGUGCUUGACGGUCAUGGCUGCGGUGACUUUCUACUCGUAUUACCUCUUGUCUAAGGUGCUGGAGCUCUGUGAGAAACAGGGCCGCCGUCACAUCCGCUUCAGGGAACUCGCCGCCGAUGUCUUGGGGUCAGGAUGGAUGUUGUAUUUUGUGGUGUUCAUACAAGCGGCCGUCAACACCGGCGUGGGAGUGGCCGCAAUCUUGCUUGGUGGGGAAUGCUUAGAGUUGAUGUAUUCAAACAUUUAUCCAAAAGGGGAACUGAAAUUAUACCAUUUCAUAGCUGUGGUGACUGUGGGAAUGAUUAUGAUUUCUCAACUUCCCUCUUUCCACUCCCUUAGAUACAUCAACUUCCUUUCCCUUCUUCUCAGCCUCGCCUACGCUUUCUUCAUCGCUUUCGCUUCUAUUCUUGCAGGUACGUCCGAUAACGUUCCUCCAAGGGAUUAUUCUUUGGAAUCCACACCCUCUGCUAGGGUUUUCAGUGCCUUCACGUCUAUCUCUAUCUUUGCUGCCAUUUUUGGCAACGGCAUUCUUCCUGAAAUUCAAGCAACUCUUGCACCACCAACAGGUGGGAAGAUGGUAAAAGGGCUGAUCAUGUGUUACAUUGUGAUCUUCAUCACAUUCUACUCAUCUGCAGCUUCAGGCUAUUGGGUGUUUGGCAACAAAUCCAAUUCAAAUAUCUUGAAAAACUUAUUGCCCAAAAAUGAAUCUCCUUUAGCUCCCACUUGGAUCCUCGCCCUCGCCGUCCUUUUCAUUCUCCUCCAACUUCUCGCCAUCGGAAUGGUUUACGCUCAAGUGGCUUACGAGAUCAUGGAGAGAAGAUCAGCAGAUGCUAAACAAGGAGUGUUCUCAAGAAGAAACCUAAUUCCUAGGCUGAUUUUGAGGACAUUGUACAUGUCCUUGUGUGGUUUUUUUGCGGCUAUGUUUCCGUUUUUUGGUGACAUUAAUAGUGUCGUUGGAGCAAUCGGGUUCAUUCCGCUCGACUUCAUUCUUCCGAUGGUUCUUUACAAUAUUACGCACAAGCCUCCGGUGACGUCGAUAACUUAUUGGGUCAAUGUCUUCAUUGUUGCUGCCUUCUCUGGUGCAGGGCUGCUUGGAUGCUUUGCUUCUAUUAGGAACUUGGUUUUGGAUUCCAAGAAGUUUAAGCUCUUUAGUAGUCAUGUGGUUUGAUUUUAUUCAAGCUGUUUUUUCUUUGUGGAAUUUAACUAACACAACAACAUGAAUGAGAAAUUACAAAUAAACUAAGUUUUUCUAACG